GAAUAAUAUUAUACUACCAAACUGCCUUCUUUUUUCCUAAUUCCACGCUGAAUAUUUUUUCUAAACAAAACAGCGAAAGUUCAAAGGAAAAUAAUCAAUCCAGCGCAGGCAAUUCAGGGGAUAUUUCUGAAACAACCUCUCUAGCUCCUCUAAGGUUGGGCUACUCUAUCGUCCCCAGACAAUGCCUACAAGACUACACUAGGCUUUUUUUUGGGGGGUGGUUUAGUCCCCAUUUAUGUAACUAGCUGGUGCUUACAAUGUAAAUAUAUCAUGUGAAUCCUGAAACUUUGAUUAUUAAAAGAAUGAUAAUUAUAGCGGGAAUUAAUACUUGAGAGUUUUAAGCGUCAUGGCAAGGAUAAAACCUCAAGCACUUCUACUGCAAAGCAAAAAGAAGAAAGGACCAAGUGGUGUCAGUGCCCCUACAAUUAUAGUAUACAUCCUAAUUGUUGCUGUGAUGGUGUUUUCCCUGUUUUUUACAUAUAGAUAUUGGUCUCGGAGAUCAAUUGUUCAGACACAGGAUGCUAUAUCAACAAGCAAGGCUAUUGAGAGGAAGAAAUCUGAUAUUCCUAAUUACGCUCUUAUAAGCACUUCAAAAGGCCUGAUAACGGUGGAACUUUACAAGGAUGGUUCUUCAGACAUUGUUGAUGACUUCAUUGAUUUCAGUCAAAAGGGUCACUUUAAAGGGAUGCAAUUUACUCGUGUAAUAAAGAACUUUGUCAUCCAUGGUAGUAAAGUUGAAAGGCCUGAAGCCACAGAAGAUUGGACAUCGAGGGGAAAACUGGACACAAGUCUUAAGCAUGAAGCAUUUAUGCUUGGUACUUCCAAAGUGAAGCACGAAGGUGGAGGAUUUGAUCUAUUUAUAACAACAGCACCAAUACCAGAUUUGAACAACAAGAUUAAUGUCUUUGGGCGUGUCAUCAAGGGAGAAGAUGUCGUGCAGGGAAUCGAAAAAGUAGAUACAGAUGAUCACUAUCGACCCAAAACUCAUGUACAAAUCAAUGAAGUAACUCUGAAGCACAACAGCUGAACUCUUCAUCCAUGAGAUGCAGUUACUUGACAUCGAUGAACAAAAGCAGGCAGCAUCAUGUGUAGAUUUAGUUUCAGGUUAUGAUGGUCCUAAAAUCAUUGAAGAUUUUAAUUCCUCAGAGUUUAGAUGUUGCGGCUUGCUAUCGGUGCCUUUGAUGUAAAAUAUGGAUACAUGCAUUCCAUUUGUAUAAUUUGGUUGGGCUCUUCCCAAAAUUUCCCGUAGGGUAAACAAUCUUCUUGUUCUAUGUAUCUUAUAGUAUACAGUAUAUUCAGAAGAAAAUUUCCAUUAUACAAGACGGUGAUUCGUGCUUUUUCA
Messenger RNA from Capsicum annuum, 1342 nucleotides. RefSeq names its product peptidyl-prolyl cis-trans isomerase CYP21-4. Gene Ontology annotation, molecular function: peptidyl-prolyl cis-trans isomerase activity. Lineage: Eukaryota; Viridiplantae; Streptophyta; Magnoliopsida; Solanales; Solanaceae. The record is from RefSeq and is a predicted model, not a curated record. Gene Ontology annotation, biological process: protein peptidyl-prolyl isomerization. Bases 347 to 1027 code for a protein of 226 amino acids. The transcript is spliced from 9 exons.